Molecule: messenger RNA, 3075 nt
Organism: Babesia ovata
Lineage: Eukaryota; Apicomplexa; Aconoidasida; Piroplasmida; Babesiidae
Product: tetratricopeptide repeat-containing protein, putative
Exons: 6
Coding region: 1-3075 (1024 amino acids)
Molecular function (GO): protein binding
Source: RefSeq, a predicted model, not a curated record
AUGCAGCCAGAUUCAGCGGUUGCCGUUGAGUUAUUGCCUCGGCUGGAGAGCCUUUUGCUGACGCCUUCCACGGAAUCUAGGUCACGCAUAGAGGAUGAAAUUCGCGCCACGUCAGCUUCCAAGUGGUUAGAGGAGGUUCUAAAUGUCAUCAGAUACGCGGUUGAGUGCGAUGUGUACAGGGGAAUGACCCUGGUGGAUCGUUGCCUUGGAGGAUCGGUGUUUUACGACGUGUCUGAUGUGUCGGCAGCGAGUUCCUGCAAGUCGCUGUACGAUCACCUGGUAACCCGCGUUGCCCAAUUUGUCAAAUCAGGGGAGAGAGAUGGCCUGGAAGACAUCUACGUGCUCGCCAGCGCGGUGCUGCUGCUCAACAUUUUCGUACGAGUGAAUUGGAUGGGUCCUCCAUGCGGAAUUUUGAGCCCAUCUAUGCAGCAUCUGGCGGCACAAUACCGUGACAAGGUGGUAUCUGAUGACCGCGACAGUUGUUUAACUCUCGAUUCUAUGGAUUCGUUUGAGAACGACGGCACAUCGUUCUCGGCUUUUGCAUUGGAAAAGGUCGCAUCAGAGUUCAACCAACGUUGCUUGUUGGGUUCUCCAGAUACACGUGGCAUAGAUGUGGAGUCUGAGUCAACCGCCUAUGCGGGGUUAGUUCGUAGCGUUUUGGACGCGCUGCAAAUCGACGGCGAAUCCGUCUACACUGGUAUCGCUGGUGCCCCGUACUUUGUAGCAGCUCUGGCGUUACUGUCAACACUCGGUGGAGUUGAUGACAUUAAAAAGGACGGACCAUCAGCAUCACGCGGUGGUGCCAGCAUUACUGGGAUGAAUAAGGCAACCGAGAAUCGGAAUGCUGUGCGCAAUAGCGCAUUGACCACCGUUGGUGUAUGGCGCGGUCGUGCCGCUUUCAUAUGGCAACGAAUAGUGCGCAACUCCAUGGUCAACCCAUGUCCUCACCUGUUCCGAAGCGCAGUGUCCGAUUUUUGUUCGACCCUGAAAUCGUGGAGAAUCCUUCCCGAGGACUUUACGCUGUCAAUAUGUGACCCCGUCCUGAUGAGUUCCGUAAUUGACGCAUCCAAGGUCGAUACCCAACUUACGGAACACCCGUUAUCACCCGAUUCAACUACCGGUGGCACUUUUUUGCAGGAGGCCAUCAGGGGGUUCAACGGGUCGCCGCUGGAAUGUUCGCAGGAGAUGGGGUCACUGUUGAUAUUGGAACUGGCCCUACGCUUACCUUACUAUAAUUUAGGAAAGCUGUUUGAGCCUUUGUUGGAUCUGGCAUCAUCGUUGAUUGGGUUCACAUUCUCCUUCACGGGCCGUUUGGGAAUACGCAGGAAGCAUCAAGUUAAUGUAAUACCGCAGCUUGUUGUGGUUGCUGAAGGGUCGAACAAUGGCGAAUCGCGAUCAGGUAGGGUAACUAGAUCAGCUGGAGAUCCACCUGCUGACUCCACUGAUCCCGCACCCGCCUCUGGUACACCUUCGGCAGCAGCAACCGGUGAUACGCUUGAAAAACCGCCGUCUUCAAAUGGCGACUCGCAGGAGAAUGAAUCACCGUCAUUCACAACUUCCGACCGUCCCGACAAUAUCGCUCUCAGCGCUGUGAACGAGGAUACUGACAUCUUAGAGCGUCCCAAGCUAUCGGAGGCGUCGGAUGAUGCCCCCUUGACCUCUGCGGAGCAAUGCAUCCUGCUUUCCAAGGCACUGCAUAUGCUACAGACAGUGCCAGAAGGUGACGAGCUGAAUUUGGAAUUCUUGAACGCAAUAGUGGUUCGCUGCCUGGGAUCCACCGAAGGCAUAACGUCGUGGCUGCUGUCGUCGGUCGCACUCUGGGUGCGGUGCAAAACGGAAUACCACCGAACUAAGACAGUUGAACGCGCCAGUUUGCAGCUGCACAAAUUAAGUGACUCGUACUACGAAUCUGAGGCAUCGGCCGCCAGUCGACUCGAGUUCGUCUGGCACGUGUGGUCACCCAGCAGUUGGGGCAUUAAACGAGAGAUUGCGAGGCGCCUGUGCUCCAUCGGAUCUUUCCUGAGCGCCUUCGAGAUAUUCAAGAAGCUGCAUAUGUGGGAAGACGCCAUCCAGUGUCUGAUCAUCGUGGGUCGGAAGAACGACGCCCGUGAGCUGGUCAUGAACCAUAUCAAGAGCGCCCCUACACCGCUGCUUUGGUGUUUCCUUGGCGACAUAGAGGGCAACAUAUCGCAUUACAACACAGCUUGGGAGCUGUCGAAAGGCCGUUGCGCCCGCGCACAGCGCACCUUAGGCUCCUACUACUUCAACAAAGGCGAUCUGGAGGCUGCGAUUAACGCCCUCGAGUUGGCGCUUGCGAUAAACCCCAUGCGGGAGUCGAGCGUAUUCAUGCUAGGCUGCUGCUACCUGAAAACGGGUAAACUAGAGCGGGCGAUCGGCAACCUCCGCGAAGCCAAUUUGUGCAUAGACCAAGCCGUUAAGCAUCAACCCGGCAAAUGGGAGUUCUGGGACAUACGUAUGCGCAUAUCACUACGGUCUCGCGAUCUGCAAAGCGUCUGCCUGUCAAUUGAGAAGCUGAUCAACCUUGGCAAAAAAUCGCUGAUCGAGCCUGCCAUAGUGGCAUUCUUGGUCGAUGCAUCUUCCCGUUUUCCAUCCAACCAUGCCAAUCAGCGCAUGCUGGCGCGCACUUUGGACUGCGUCACCAAGCACAUCACCGACAAUGCAGAUAUCUGGAAGUUGUGCGCCCGCUACUUUGCAUGUCAGAAGUUCUACGUGGAGGCACUGGAAUGCACGUUCCGCGAAUACCGCGCCAUAGAGAGCUCGAUUGUGAGCAGUCUAAGCGAGGCGAAGGCCGACGCCGAACAGCAGCGCGAGCAUGACGUGGCACAGUUGAGGCGUCUGAUGGACUGUUUCGGGACCAUGAUCACGCUGUUGAAGCGCAUGCCUGCGUCGGAGCGCAAGGCUAAGCGUGACACCGUGAUUCAAACACUGCUGAGUGUUCGCGAGCGUGUGCACUCCCGCAUCGCGGAGGUGAAUUCGCAGUGGCAGUCGGAGUUGGACAGUUUGCUGGAGAGUGCAGAGGUCGAAGACGUGAUAUGCGUGUACGACGAGGAGUAG